This is a messenger RNA of Pleuronectes platessa (European plaice), 4644 nucleotides long. RefSeq names its product collagen alpha-1(XXVIII) chain. The coding region runs from base 227 to 3901 and encodes 1224 amino acids. The record is from RefSeq and is a predicted model, not a curated record. The transcript has 36 exons. Lineage: Eukaryota; Metazoa; Chordata; Actinopteri; Pleuronectiformes; Pleuronectidae. Gene Ontology annotation, molecular function: serine-type endopeptidase inhibitor activity.
GCUCCACUUAUGAGAACCAGGAUCCAAACCUGUGACUCGGCUCUGCUGCUGCUGCCUCUUCCCUUCACCUCAGACUCUCCAUUGAAGCUCGGCACAUGGAAGCAAACUAACUUUGAAUGAAGAACCUCGCCUGCCUGUUUGCACUUUCUGUCUGAAUUCCUUCACAGCCAGGAGAGCCAGUCAGAGCUGAUCACAUUGGAGACCUAAGUCAGCAACAUUGGGAAUCAUGGUCCCCUCACUGCUCUGGCUCCUGAUGCUGGGGGGACUUCAGGGUCUUUGGGCACAGGAAUAUGAUGAAGACUAUGAAGAAGAGGUGGUGACCAUCAAGAAAAAGAACAAACUAUAUCCAUCCAACUCCAUACCAGAAAAAAACAAAUCGCUAAAUGAUGAGAACUGCGGAUUGGAGUUAGCCUUCCUGAUUGACAGCUCAGAGAGCGCCAAGGACAACCAUGCCCAGGAGAAGGACUUCGCCCUGGAGGUGAUGACCCGCCUGCAGGGCCUCCGGCUGCAGACCGGCCGCAGCCUCACCUCCCGUGCCGCGCUCCUCCAGUACAGCAGCCAUGUUAUCAUAGAGCAGACCUUUAAACAGUGGAGAGGGGUCGAGGACUUCAAGGCCCGACUCGCUCCCAUCGUGUACAUCGGUCAUGGCACCUACACAACCUACGCCAUCACCAACCUCACCCGCAUCUACCUGGAGGAGUCGGACACCAGCAGCAUCAAGGUGGCCAUCCUGCUCUUCGACGGCAUCUCGCACCCCAGGAAUCCAGACAUAUUGUCAGCUGUGGCUGAUGCCAAGAACCAGGGCGUGCGUUUCUUCACCAUCGGCAUCACACCGGAAGCCAAGGAGGCAGCCAACAUAGAAAAGCUGCAGAUGGUUGCUAGCACCCCCGCCUCCCGCUACCUCCACAACCUGCAGGACGCAGGCAUCGUGGAGAAAGUCAUUAAGGAGAUUACGGCGCUGGCAGAUGAAGGGUGUCCCCUGGCCCAGAGCACCUGUGUCUGCGACAAGGGAGAGAGGGGCCCCGCCGGCCCUAUGGGAAAGAAGGGCCGUCCUGGAGAAGAUGGAAGUAAUGGUUCAAAAGGACAGAAGGGUGAGGGGGGUCUCAGUGGACUUCCAGGUCGUGCAGGAGCAGAGGGGAAAUCAGGAUACAAAGGAGAGCAGGGGGAGAGAGGGGAGUGUGGGACACCUGGAAUUAAAGGAGACAGAGGUCCUGAAGGAAAUGUUGGCCCCAGAGGAAACCGUGGUCCCCAGGGUUUGCCUGGUCCACAUGGUGAUAUCGGACCUGAAGGUGCGAUGGGUAAAAAAGGGGAAAGGGGACUUCUUGGGCCACCUGGAAUCCAAGGGGAAACUGGGAUCGGCCUUCCGGGACCCAAGGGUGUUGUUGGCUUCCAGGGGCAACUAGGGCUCCCCGGUCCUCCAGGGCUCGGCGAGUUGGGACCACCGGGACCUAAAGGGCAGCAGGGAGUCCAAGGUGAGAGAGGACCACUGGGAGAAGGUCUCCCUGGCCCAAAGGGAGAGCGAGGCCUGGACGGACCACGAGGGCCCAGAGGACAGCCGGGCGCUGGAAUUAAAGGAGACAAGGGGGAUUUUGGACCUCCAGGUCUUCCAGGACCCCUUGGACUUCCGGGCCUGGGCAUACAGGGUGAGAAGGGGGUAGAAGGACCAAGGGGGCCACUAGGAAGCAGGGGCCCACAAGGGGAGGGCCUGCCUGGAUCCAAGGGAGACCAAGGGCUGCCAGGUGAAGCUGGCGCUCCAGGGGAGAGAGGGGCUGGAGACCCUGGAUCUAAGGGUGAGCCAGGAUCAACAGGGAUCUCAGGUCUGCCUGGGCUGCCAGGAGAGGACGGGGCUCCUGGACAGAAGGGGGAGCCCGGACCUUCAGGUCUCAGGGGCCUAGAGGGGGCACCUGGAAUUGGCACUCAGGGGGAAAAGGGUGACCAAGGCCAAAGAGGAAUAAGAGGUUUGACAGGUCCAUCUGGCAUCUCUGGACCCUCUGGACCAAAGGGGGAACCAGGAACACAAGGCCGGGGGGGGCCUCCUGGUCAACAAGGACGUUUCGUUGCUGGACCAAAGGGGGACCUCGGCCCCAAUGGGCCUCCUGGUCCAAUCGGGGAAAAUGGCUAUGGACUCCCUGGCCCGAAGGGGGACCGUGGGAAUCCAGGCCCUUUAGGUCCAUUUGGUCCCAAAGGAGACGGCUACCCCGGCCCCACGGGCCCUCCUGGUCUGCCUGGACUGACAGGAGAACCCGGCCAAGAAGGAGUGGGCGUCCCGGGACCAAAGGGGGAUAUUGGUUUCCGGGGGCCGAAUGGUUUACCAGGACCUCCGGGCGAAGGACUCCCAGGACCUCUGGGUAACCCCGGCCGACCUGGGCCAUCGGGGCCAAUAGGGCCACAGGGACAAGGAGUUCAAGGGCCAAAGGGGGAACACGGGUCCCAGGGUGUGACCGGGCCGAGGGGGCUGCCUGGAGACGGCUUUCCUGGAGCUAAAGGGGACCGUGGCUCGGCCGGGGAGAGAGGGUUGAAGGGAAUCGGAGGUGACAUGGGAGAUCCUGGAACCCCGGGGCAAACAGGUCGAUCUGGUAUCAAAGGUGAAGCUGGGCUCACGAGAGAGGACAUCAUCCGAAUGAUCAGAGAGAUCUGUGGAUGUGGGAUCAAGUGUAAGGAGAGGCCCAUGGAGCUGGUGUUUGUCAUCGACAGCUCAGAGAGCGUGGGCCCAGAGAACUUUGAGAUCAUCAAGAGCUUUGUGAACGCACUGGUGGACCGGGUCACGGUGGGACGCAACGCCACCAGGAUCGGCCUGGUGCUGUACAGCCUGGAGGCGAAGCUGGUGUUUAACUUGGCUCGCUACGUCUCCAAACAGGACAUCAAGCAGGCCAUCGGAAAGACCCUGUACAUGGGAGAGGGCACGAACACGGGCACGGCCAUUCGUAAAGCCACACAGGAAGCCUUCCAAAGCUCACGUGCUGGGGUCAGCAAAGUGGCCAUUGUGAUCACCGACGGCCAGACGGACAAGCGGGAGCCGGUCAAGCUGGAUAUCGCGGUUCGAGAAGCACACGCCGCCAAUAUCGAGAUGUUUGCUCUGGGGAUAGUGAACACCACCGACCCGACACAGGCCGAGUUCCUCAGGGAGCUGAACCUGAUCGCGUCUGACCCGGACGCAGAGCACAUGUUCCCCAUCGACGACUUCAACACUCUGCCAGCUCUGGAGUCCAAGCUGGUCAGCCGGUUCUGUGAGGACGAGAACGGAGCCCUGAUAUACAACACAAUAACUAACGGCUACAACGGCUAUGGAAACAACGGCCACAACGGCAACAGGAAUGGCAUUAAUGGGAAGUUCGCCAGCGGUGGCUAUGGAAUCCGGCCUGUGACCGAGGAGGGAGCAGCCAGCGGCCGACAGACUGGAACCAGCAGCCACAGCCUCGGAGGCCAUGUGGACAGCACGAGACACGGCAUUAAAGGAUCCAGCACAACACAUGGAGGAGGAGGAGGAGCAGGAGGAGGAGGAGGAAGAUGGCAGAAUGCACACACUGAAACAACAAACAGGGGAACGGAGCGCGGGGACACAUUUAACCGUGAAACGAUAGAUCCUUCCGGAGGGGACUCCACCAGGAGGCGAGGAUCAUCUUCAUCAUCUUCUACAAAUGUAACCACAUCAUCCUCAGGUGGAUCUGUAGCUGCCCCGAGGCCGGCGCUCCCCAAAGAGACCGUCCCCCUGGACCCACGCUGCGGCCUGGCUCUGGACCAGGGCACGUGUCGGGAUUACAACAUCCGCUGGUACUACGACAAGCAAGCCAACGCCUGCGCCCAGUUCUGGUACGGAGGCUGCAACGGCAACAAGAACCGCUUCGACACGGAGGAGGAGUGCAAGAGGACGUGUGUGAUCCCCAGGUCCACCGGCGGCUGAGAGGAAGCGUCUGCUGGAGACACCUCACGGAGGAGCAGCUAGAACCAGCCUCUCGCUGGGUUAUGUAAAGUUCUUGCAUCACUGAUGUUCCAUAUCACCACCACGUAAUAGUUCCUGUCGUGACCUCCUGUCUGAUCAGAUGAAGCCACGCUACGUUGGAUAGAUACCUCCAUUGUUUUUAUUGAUUAAUAUUAGCAAAUACUGCAGGAGAAACUCCUUCGCUCUUUUCUCAGGAAUUCAGAUGAUCAGUGUGUUUCCAAAUCUCCAGGGAUCACACACAGCCUGUGAUCACACACAGCCUGUGAUCACACACAGCCUGUGAUCACACACAGUGCAUCAAUCUGUCAAUCAACAAACCGUUUCUUUACUCGCUGGAUCGGCCGCUGCUCAAGCUUUAAUCACAAGAACCAAUUAGACACGACUGAGACUGAGCCUCUCAUCACGUAAAUCAACACAAUAUACUUUGUUCUUAUAGAAAGUUACUGACGCUCUUUGGGAUCAUUUUGUGCAUUUGAAUGUUUUGUUUUGUGUUAACAUUGUUUCACUUGUUUCCUUCUCUACAUGUCUACACACACACACACACACACACACACACACACACACACACACACUGCCCUCUACUGGCCAACACAUCCUGUGAACUGAACCAAGCUGUACUGACUGGAUGAAUUCAUAUUCUGUUGUUUUUUUCACGUUGUCAAUAGUUGAUGUCAAACAUUUGUAAUAAAUCGGAUCCAAACUAA